Molecule: messenger RNA, 1152 nt
Organism: Alligator sinensis (Chinese alligator)
Lineage: Eukaryota; Metazoa; Chordata; Crocodylia; Alligatoridae
Gene: GMPPA
Product: GDP-mannose pyrophosphorylase A
Exons: 9
Biological process (GO): biosynthetic process
Cellular component (GO): cytoplasm
Source: RefSeq, a predicted model, not a curated record
GGCCGUGUGCUGAGCACGCCCGGCCCCGCGUCUGCCCAGGUGCCCAACAUGAAGGAGAUCCUGCUGGUGGGCUUCUACCAGCCCAACGAGGCGCUCAGCCGCUUCCUGGUGUCGGCGCAGCAGGAGUUCAAGAUCCCCAUCAGGUACCUCCAGGAGUACGCGGCGCUGGGCACGGGCGGGGGCCUCUAUCACUUCCGCGACCAGAUCCUGUCGGGCGGCCCCGAGGCUUUCUUCGUGCUCAACGCGGACGUGUGCUCCGAGUUCCCGCUGCCCGAGAUGCUCGCCUUCCAGCAGCAGCGCGGCGGCGCGCCCGCCUUCGUCAUCCUCGGCACCACGGCCAACAGGAAGCAGUCCCUGAACUACGGCUGCAUCGUGGCCAACGCCGACACGCACGAGGUCCUGCACUACGUGGAGAAGCCCAGCACGUUCGUUAGCGAGGUCAUUAACUGUGGCAUCUACCUGUUCACGCCUGCCAUCUUCCAGCACAUCGGCGAGGUCUUCCAGAGGAACCAGCAGGAGCUGCUGCUCUAUUCUUGCGUCGGCGAGGAGACGUCCAAUGGGUGGCAGCGCGCCGAGGUGAUCCGGCUGGAGCAGGAUGUCUUCACCGCGCUGGCCGGGCGCCGCGCGCUCUACGUCUACAAGACUGACGGCUUCUGGAGCCAGAUCAAGUCGGCCGGCUCCGCCAUCUACGCCAACCGCCUCUACCUGAGCCGGUCCCCCUGCCCCCGUCCUGGUGCGGUCCGUUGGAGCAGUGGGUUCCCUCAUCCCAUGCUGUGCUCUCCCCAGGAUCACACGUGCGUGCUCAACAGCAUUGUGGGCUGGGACAGCACCAUCGGGCGCUGGGCCCGGGUCGAGGGGACACCCAGUGACCCCAACCCCAACGACCCCUAUGCCAAGAUCGACAGCGAGACCCUCUUCCGGGACGGCCGCCUCACACCCUCCAUCACUAUCCUGGGCUGCAAUGUCACCAUCCCCGCCGAGGUCGUGAUCCUCAACUCCAUCGUCCUGCCCCACAAGGAGCUGAGCCGCAGCUACAAGAACCAGAUCAUCCUGUGAGGGGCGGCUGCAGCCAGAGGACCUGGCCUGGGCCCUGCCACCCUGCCCUGGCACCUGCUGCAGUUGAGACAGGCAUUAAAGCUGCAUCCGCGCCUG